GUUGGAGAGCGCGGAGCCGAGGUUCCCGAGCGGCGCCUAAGCUUCCUUCUAGAAUUCAUUCCUUGCCUGAGUGCUUUCUUCCCUUCAUCUCAUACAUUUGAAAUUUUCUUUGAUGUGCCGGAAUCCAGCUCCAGCAGCCAGGAAAUCAGCCUGAAGAGAUGAGUGUUGUCGGUGGAGAAUGAUGCAGCCUCUGACUCAAGACCUCUGAAGACUCGUGUUGCCUGAGGAAGCCCUGAAGUUAAGGAAGAGGAAAGAAAAGGAUCGAGGCAUGGCCCUUUCUCAGGAACAACUGACCUCUGAGGAUGUGGCCAUCAAAUUCACUCCGGAGGAGUGGGAAUUCCUGGAUCCUGCUCAGAGGGCCUUGUACAGGGACGUGAUGCUGGAGACCUGUAGGAACCUGCUGUCUGUGGGUGAGGAUGAGUUCCUUCCAGAGCUGCCCUUGGAUAUCUCUCCUACAAAUGUGAUCAAGCACUUACAACCCACAGCGAACAGUGAUAAAUUAGAAACGUUCCAAACAUUGAUGUUGGGAAGCCCUGAAAGCUGUGAAAUCAAACAUGUUCAUCUUUGGGAAAGUCAGGAGAACAUGUGUGACUUUGAGUGUCAGCGGAGAGAUGACAAAAGAAAUUACAAAGGCACACCUGUAAGCCUUAAUGGAAAUGUGCCUGAUGGAAGAUAUUCGCAUGAUAGAAAGGAUGGAGGCAUCAAGCCCUUUGGAAAGAGGUUUGGAUUUAACUUUCAGGAUAAACUGCAGAUAUUUCAAACUGGCGGAAUAAUUUCUGAAUAUAAUGAAGUUAAGAGUUCUGACAACAACAGUUUCUCAUUUUCACCUGUUCAAAGAAUUCCUCCUUGUGUCCAAACCAGUGUUUCUAACAUAUAUGGGAGUGAUUUUAUGAAUCCUUCAGGAAUAACACAAGAAGUCAAAGCACAGAGGGAAAAACCUUACAAAUGUGAUGAGUGUGGCAAGGCCUUUCGUGUAAAGUCAAUCCUUUUAAGUCAUCAGACAGUUCAUACUGGAGAGAAACCGUACAAAUGUGAUGAGUGUGGCAAGGCUUUUUGUGUAAAGUCAAGCCUUUUAAGGCAUCAGACAGUUCAUACUGGAGAGAAACCUUACAAAUGUGAUGAGUGUGGCAAGGCCUUUCGUCUGAAGUCAAGCCUUUUACGUCAUCAGACAGUUCAUACUGGAGAGAAACCUUACAAAUGUGAUGAGUGUGGCAAGGCCUUUCGUAUAAAGUCAAGCUUUUUAAGUCAUCAGACAGUUCAUACUGGAGAGAAACCUUACAAAUGUGAUGAGUGUGGCAUGGCCUUUCAUGUAAAGUUAACCCUUUUAAGUCAUCAGACAGUCCAUACUGGAGAGAAACCUUACAAAUGUGAUGAGUGUGGCAAGGCCUUUUGUGUAAAGUCAAAGCUUUUUACUCAUCAGACAGUUCAUACUGGUGAGAAACCUUACAAAUGUGAUGAGUGUGGCAAGGCCUUUCGUCUAAACUCAAGCCUUUUAAGUCAUCAGACAGUUCAUACUGGAGAGAAACCUUACAAAUGUGAUGAGUGUGGCGAGGCCUUUCGUAUAAAGUCAAACCUUUUAAGGCAUCAGAAAGUUCAUACUGGAGAGAAACCUUACAAAUGUGAUGAGUGUGGCAAGGCCUUUCGUGUAAAGUCAACCCUUUUAAGGCAUCAGACAGUUCAUACUGGAGAGAAACAUUACAAAUGUGAUGAGUGUGGCAAGGCCUUUCGUCUUAAGUCAAGCCUUUUUGGUCAUCAGACAGUUCAUACUGGAGAAAAACCUUACAAAUGUGAUGAGUGUGGCAAGGCCUUUCGUGUAAAGUCAAACCUUUUAAGUCAUCAGACAGUUCAUACUGGAGAGAAGCCUUACAAAUGUGAUGAGUGUGGCAAGGCCUUUCGUGUAAAAUCAAGCCUUUUAAGUCAUUGGACAGUUCAUACUGGAGAGAAGCCUUACAAAUGUGAUGAGUGUGGUAAGGCCUUUUCUGUAAAAUCAAACCUUUUAAGUCAUCAGACAGUUCAUACUGGAGAGAAACCUUACAAAUGCGAUGAAUGUGGCAAGACCUUUUGUGUAAAGUCAACCAUUUUAAGGCAUCAGACAGUUCAUACUGGAGAGAAACCUUACAAAUGUGAUGAGUGUGGCAAGGCCUUUCGUGAAAAGUCAACCCUUUUAAGUCAUCAGACAGUUCAUACUGGAGAGAAACCUUACAAAUGUGAUGAGUGUGGCAAGAACUUUCGUCUAAAGUCAACUCUUUUAAGGCAUCAGACAGUUCAUACUGGAGAGAAACCUUACAAAUGUGAUCAGUGUGGCAAGGCCUUUUGUGUAAAGUCAAUCCUUUUAAGUCAUCAGACAGUUCAUACUGGAGAGAAACGUUACAAAUGUGAUGAGUGUGGCAAGGCCUUUCGUCUAAAGUCAACCCUUUUAAGUCAUCAGACAGUUCAUACAGGAGAGCAACGUUACAAGUGUGAUGAGUGUGACGAGGCCUUUCGUCUAAAGUCAACCCUUUUAAGUCAUCAGACAGUUCAUACUGGUGAGAAACCUUACAAAUGUGAUGAGUGUGGAAAAGUCUUUGGUCAAAAAUCACAUCUUCAACCUCACUGGAGAAUUCAUACUGGAGAGAGCCCUUUCAGAUGUAAUGAGUGUGGCAAGUUCUUCAGUCAAAAUGUGAACCUUAAACAACAUCAGAAAAUACAUAUAGAGAAACCUUUCAAAUGUUUCGAGUGUGGAAAAUCCUUUAUUCAGGUCUCAGCACUCACUAAACAUCAGAAAAUCCAUACAUGA
Budorcas taxicolor (takin) is the source of this 2776-nucleotide messenger RNA. Its product is annotated as zinc finger protein 665-like. Gene Ontology annotation, biological process: regulation of transcription by RNA polymerase II. The transcript has 7 exons. Lineage: Eukaryota; Metazoa; Chordata; Mammalia; Artiodactyla; Bovidae. The record is from RefSeq and is a predicted model, not a curated record. Gene Ontology annotation, molecular function: RNA polymerase II cis-regulatory region sequence-specific DNA binding; DNA-binding transcription factor activity, RNA polymerase II-specific. Bases 269 to 2776 code for a protein of 835 amino acids.